AUGACGGACACUAAUGAAAACAUUCCCUUAUACUUACUCACUUAUAACUGUAAUAAACAAAAGCUUGAUUAUGAUUUAGUUAUCCCAAAAAUUAUGGAAUCAUUACCUGAUCAAUUAUCAACGUUGUACGUUUUUGGAUUAGAAGAACUAUGUUCGAUUAUUGAUGGAUGUUUUGUGGAGAAUGCUAGUAAUCACUUAAUAAAGUUCAAUAAGUUCUUUAUUGAGGCGUUGAAUAGAAAAUAUGGAACGGAAGACGUAAAGUUCCACACAAUUGGCAUGAACCAUAUUGGGGCAAUUGGUAUUAUUGCCAUUACUCCGUACCCUCUGAAAUUUCAUAAACUUAGACUAGGCAGAAGUGGGUGUGGAUACGGAUACUCGUCAAUGAAGGGUGCUGCAGGUAUAAGAUUAUCGUAUAUUCCAGAAGGAAGGCAUGAAUCUACAAAAAGUCCAGUGGAGAUGACAUUUGCUAAUUUCCACUUAUCCGCUUAUGAAGGCGAUCAUUACUUUCAGAAGAGAAAUAAUGAAGUCAAUCUGUUAAUGAGGUCAAUGGACUUUGGAGAUGGUUACAGUUUAUUGAAACCAAGAGCCCAUUGUUUUGUCAUGGGAGACCUAAACUAUCGUACUACUAAAAAGUAUGACCCCAAUUCUGCAUCGUUUAAUCAGCUCUUGAAUUUACAAGACCAAAGUAAGCUUGACCAUGGCGAUAUCGAAGAACUUGUCAAAAAUUACGAUGAAUUGACCGAAGAAAGACAUAAUGGUAAUAUAUUUGCUGGAUUUAGUGAGGCAUGUAUCAAUUUCAGGCCGACUUACAAAUAUCACUUGAACACCGCCAUAUACAAUCGGAAACGGUCUCCUUCGUGGUGUGAUAGGAUCUUGUACCAAUCCACUUAUAAAAAUAACUUAUCUCUGGUAUUGUCUCGUAAAAAGGAAUCAUCUCCUGUGUUGCCCCAAGUACAUGAAUAUGGUUCCAUACAGUCCAUACUAUCAUCAGAUCAUCAACCAGUCUACUUAUCAAUAACAGUUCCAACAUCUCCUCCUGAAUCCAUUAUAUCAGCACAUGGAUAUCUACAAGUUCUUCCCAGCGAAACUCCGAAUAAUCAUUUUCGUCACGAUACAAACGACCAAGGAAUGGAUGUUUCUGACGAAUCGAUCAUUGGCGCAACUCAAAUAUACAUGAAAUCUACUGUACUCGACAGACUUAUCCAAGGAUAUAUCAGAAAAAUUAGUGACUUUUCAAUUGGCCAGGGUCUUUGGUUCAGCUCUACUUCAAAAGGAAGGUUAGCCUUAUUACUCGUGGCUUUAUUUUGCUGGGGUGCAUAUUACGUUAUAUAA
Molecule: messenger RNA, 1332 nt
Organism: Debaryomyces hansenii CBS767
Lineage: Eukaryota; Fungi; Ascomycota; Pichiomycetes; Serinales; Debaryomycetaceae
Product: phosphoinositide 5-phosphatase
Exons: 1
Coding region: 1-1332 (443 amino acids)
Biological process (GO): phosphatidylinositol dephosphorylation
Molecular function (GO): phosphatidylinositol-4,5-bisphosphate 5-phosphatase activity
Source: RefSeq, a predicted model, not a curated record